Messenger RNA from Cherax quadricarinatus, 1323 nucleotides. The record is from RefSeq and is a predicted model, not a curated record. NCBI's taxonomy places the organism in Eukaryota, Metazoa, Arthropoda, Malacostraca, Decapoda, Parastacidae.
GGUGCGCUGGACUCGGGGCUUGUGGACGUAGUUUUUGGUAUCACCCCGACAUUUUUGGCUACCAUGACUACCACAGCACUGAAGAGUUUUUUCCCUGGAAUUGGGAAAAUUGAAUACAAACCAGAUGCCGGUCCCAGCGAGACACUGGUAUUCCAUCAUUACAAUGCCAAGGAGGAGAUUCUGGGCAAGACCAUGGAGGAAUGGCUACGCUUCUCAGUCUGCUACUGGCACUCCUUCCGUGGAGCUGGUAUGGAUCCCUUCGGUGCUUCGACUAUCCAGCGUCCCUGGGAGGACGGUACUGACUCCGUGGACAAUGCAAAACGUCGGCUUCGUGCUGCUUUUGAAUUCUUCUCCAAACUGGGCAACAAGUAUUGGACAUUCCAUGACCGUGAUAUCGCUCCCGAGGGUGAGACAUUGGCUGAGACCAACACCUUCCUGGACCAGCUGGUGGAGCUAGCUGCUGAACUGCAGAAGAAGACUGGUGUCAAACUGCUCUGGGCCACUUGCAAUCUCUUUGCUCACCCAAGGUACUUCCUGGCCGGCGGGGAUAGCAGUGAUGCCCACGGAGCUGCCUAUGCUGCUGCGCAAGUAAAAAAAGGUCUGGAGGUGGCCAAGAAGCUUGGAGCUGAAAACUUCGUGUUCUGGGGCGGCAGAGAGGGCUACCACUCCCUCCUCAGCACAGAUAUUAAGGCUGAUCUCGACCACCUGGCUGCCUUCUACAAGAUGGUUAUUGAACAAAAAUCUUUAAUUUGUUUCAGGUAUGGCAUGCUCGGCAGCAUUGAUGCCAACACUGGCUCUCCAGACCUGGGAUGGGACACUGACCAGUUCCCAAUGGACAUUCGCAGCUGUACCAUGGUCAUGAAGACAGUGGUGGAGCAGGGUGGUGUUGCUCCCGGCGGCCUCAACUUUGACGCCAAGGUUCGUCGUGAGUCCACAGAACCGAAGGACCUCUUCAUCGCACACAUUGCUGCUAUGGACACCUUUGCACGAGGACUUAAAAACGCUGCAAAGAUCAUUUCUGAUGGCAUCUUGAAGAAGUCCCUCAAUGUAAGGACGGGUGCAAAGAUAGCAUCAGGAACAUUUAUGGAGGAGUGUGAGAAGUUCAUCCUUGAGUCUGGUAACCCCAAGCCAUCCUUCCAGGCCACACAAGAACACUCUUUGAGGCAUUGUUCAUAUUUACAUCUAAGACAGAAAGAUAGCUGCCGAAGAUGGAUCUUAAUGUGGUACUGUGAUAAUGGUGAAGAAAAAGUAUUGUUUGCAGUGCAAAUGUUAUUGGGAUCAACGUGCUGCAUUUGUGUAGAGCUUGUCACAUUUAAGGCAUGA